Messenger RNA from Mesitornis unicolor (brown roatelo), 412 nucleotides. It is a transcript of the gene CANT1, whose product is annotated as calcium activated nucleotidase 1. The transcript has a single exon. Gene Ontology annotation, biological process: proteoglycan biosynthetic process. Gene Ontology annotation, molecular function: UDP phosphatase activity; calcium ion binding; GDP phosphatase activity. The annotation marks the transcript as partial. The record is from RefSeq and is a predicted model, not a curated record. Lineage: Eukaryota; Metazoa; Chordata; Aves; Mesitornithiformes; Mesitornithidae.
CCUCGCACGUGGCAGCUCAGCCUGCGGGCAGGGGACCGCUACAAUGACACCUACCCGCUGUCCCCCCCCCAGAGGAACCCCGAGGGCGUGCGCUACCGCAUCGGGGUCAUCGCGGACCUGGACACGCAGUCGCGGGGCUCCGAGGAGCACACCUGGUUCAGUUACCUGAAGAAGGGCUACCUGGUGCUGUCGGACAGCGGGGACAGCGUGAGGGUGGAGUGGGACAGGGAGGAGAGCGUGCUGAGGUCCCACCUGGCGGAGAAGGGCCGGGGCAUGGAGCUCUCGGAGCUGGUGGUCUUCAACGGGAAGCUGUACGCCGUGGACGACCGCACCGGGGUGCUCUACCACAUUGAGGGCAACAAGGUGGUGCCCUGGGUGAUCCUCCCGGACGGGGACGGCACCGUGGGGAAAG